Molecule: messenger RNA, 1274 nt
Organism: Lathyrus oleraceus (garden pea)
Lineage: Eukaryota; Viridiplantae; Streptophyta; Magnoliopsida; Fabales; Fabaceae
Exons: 5
Coding region: 145-663 (172 amino acids)
Source: RefSeq, a predicted model, not a curated record
UAUUCUCCAUUAUUACAUUUAGUUCAAGCUAGUUUAAAUUUAGAAAACAAAAACAAAACUAACUAGGAGUAAAGUUUAGAUUCAAAACAAAAACAAAACCAACCAGAGUAAAUUUUAGAUUUCAACUUCAUAAACUUAGCAUCAAUGUCGCUUCAAUUUCAACCACACUCACUACAACCUUUCAAUUUCACCAAAAUACACCCCCAUUCAUCUUCACGCACCCCAUUCUCCAUCCGUGUCAGCACCUCAACCACCUCACCACUGCCGUCAAUCUCCCUCCACUCUUCACCCAAUUCACCAUCCCUUUUCACAACCACACCGCCGCCCGAAAUCGCAGAGUUUCGACCCACCCCUGAAUUGGGACUUCUCUCUCACUUGUUCGUAUUCUCCAUGGUUUUCGGUGCAUUUUUCUCAGUAGCUUUAAUUUCCAUUCCAACCCUAAUUGCUUUUGGAAAAUUAGGAGAUUCAGUAAAGAAAUUGUCAAAGGUUUAUUCUGAAGAGGUACCUGGAACUUUAUGUUCUCUCAAGCUUUCUAGUUUGGAGCUCAAUGAUUUGACCCAACGAUUAACCACUAUAAGGCAUAAAGUUUCUGGUUUUUCCAUUGGAAAGGAGAAUGGAAGCAGUAUCAGAUCAAGAUCCUUUAGCAAGAACUCAGCUUCCUAAAAUUGCGUAGGUUUGGAACUGCCUUUGCAAAACAGUGAGAAAGUUUGCUAUAUGAAGAUCCUAUGUUGAUCGUGAGGGGUGUUAGGAACCCAAAAAUAAUAGGGAAAAUGAGAUUGUAUUAUAGAUUGAAAAAGGAAAAUAUCAUAGAAGAUAAAUCCCUGUAAUCCAGAAAAAAAAAAUAGGGAACUAAGUGUUGGCUCAUUUGAGUUUUUGGAUUUAGCUAACAUGUGGUAUGGACCAUUUUAUGGACCAUGAUUGCUUCCAAUCAGAUUUUCCUUAGUUACGCAAUUAGAACAACUGUGAUUCUUGGAUUGAUAUUGGAUGGUUAAAAUUUGCUAUUUUUCAUUUUAAAAAAAGAAAAAAAUUAUAUCUAAAGUUGGACUGUCCAAUCACGAUUCAAUGACUACGGUUGUCCUGAAUGCGUGACUGCGGAAAAAUAUUAUUGCAGGCAAUCCGCAUUGCCAUUUUUUGCAAUAGAUAUUAUAUUUAUAUGUUGAUUAAGUCUAGUGUGUUUAUCCAUGUCAAAUCUCGUAAGAGGUUGUAAAAUGAUCAAUAGUGUCACAAUUCUUAAUAAUAGUUAGAAAAAAAAUUCCACUCUUCCUUCCCAUAAA